Messenger RNA from Penaeus chinensis, 405 nucleotides. RefSeq lists its product as uncharacterized. The transcript has a single exon. Bases 1 to 405 code for a protein of 134 amino acids. The record is from RefSeq and is a predicted model, not a curated record. NCBI's taxonomy places the organism in Eukaryota, Metazoa, Arthropoda, Malacostraca, Decapoda, Penaeidae.
AUGUACCGUAAUACGUCAACAGAAGUUAGAUGCCAGUCAGGGAAAAGUGAGAAAUUUGAGGUAAAAGUAGGGGUACAUCAGGGUUCGGCACUCAGACAAUUAUUAUUUGCAGUUGUCAUGUAUUGUCUGACAGAGGAAGUACGAAAGUCAUCACCAUGGGAUAUCAUGUAUGUUGAUGAUGUGGUCAUAUGCACCAAUGAUAGAGAGACGUGCGAAGAGAAACUAGAGCAAUGGACUCGAGCCCUAGAGAGACGCGGUAUGAAAGUAAGCAGAACGAAGACGGAAUACCUCAAUGCCGGUAAUGGGACACAGAGAGUUGGAAGUAUCAGCUUAGGAGGUGAAAGGAUACACCGAGUAGCGGGUAGGCUGGAACAGCUGGCGAAAGGUUACAGGGGUUCUUUGUGA